AUGGCAGAGCAUCUGUCCCAGAGUGAGCUGGACUACCCAUUCAAACUUCUGGAGUAUUUCAACGGCUUCAGGGUCUCCAAGGUGAUCUUUUCAGCCUGUGAGCUGGGAGUGUUUGACCUCCUGCUGAAGUCCCAGGAGCCCCUGAGCGCCCAGCAUGUGGCCCGGGAGCUGAGCACCAGUGUGGACGGGAUGGAGAGGCUGCUGGACGCACUGGUGGGCAUCGAGAUCCUGGAGGUGGAGACCAAGGAUGGGACAGCUCUGUACAGCAGCACUGACGUGGCGAAUCUUUAUCUGGCCAAAGGCAGCGGCAAGUCUCUUCACGACAUGAUCAUCUACCAAUCCCAGACCGUCUACCCGCUGUGGAACAACAUGGUGGACGCCAUCAGGGAGGGGAAGAAUCAGAAUGAAAAGACUUUCGGUAUUCCACCGGAGGAUAUUUUCCAAGCUAUUUACAGGUCAGAGGAGGAGAUGCUGAAAUUCAUGGGUCUGAUGAACUCCUCGUGGGUUCUUGACGGACACGACAUUGUAACAGCGUUCAACCUCUCCUGCUUCCAGAACAUAGUAGAUCUCGGAGGAUGCACUGGUGCUCUGGCCCGUGAGAUGGCGAAGGCGUAUCCGUCCUCCUGUGUCACAGUGUUUGACCUCCCGCAGGUCGUAGAAACGGCUCAGAAACAUUUCUGUCAGGAGAACGACGCUGUUGUAUUUCAAACUGGAGACUUCUUCAGCGGUGAAAUCCCUCCGGCUGAUCUGUACGUCCUCGCCCGGAUCAUUCAUGACUGGCCUGAAGAGAAGUGCCUGACGCUGCUGAAGAAGAUCUACAACACCUGCAAACCAGGGGGCGGCGUCCUGCUGGUGGAGGCCAUGCUGUUUGAGAACAGACGAGGGCCCGUCAUGGCUCAGAUCUUCUCCCUCAACAUGCUGGUGCAAAUGGAGGGCAGGGAGCGCCCGCCGUCCGAGUACACCCACAUGCUCAAGGAGUCCGGCUUCAGCAACGUUCAGGUGUGCCGAACCGGCAAGUCCUACGACGCCAUCCUGGCCAUCAGAUGAGCUCAGACCCGGGACUGUGAGACUCAUCCCUCAAGUCUGGGAAAGUAAAGAAACUUGAACUUUUCAAGGCCUUGAAAAGGUGGGAGGUGAAUCUGAACAUAUAAGCUCUGAAAAAGUCUCAGUGCUCACGGAUCUCCACUUUAUGUUGUGUUCAACCCCGGUGAGAUUCUCUAAUAUUGUGGCUCAACUUGUUUUUCAAGGAUCGUACUAACACAAACGUUCUCUGGAUGAUUAAUUCAGGUCAAAGGAAUAGUUAGAUAAUGGGAAAAACGCUUAUUAAAAUUAUGAAAUGGAAAGAUUUAUAUCACUCUUAUAUCUGUACACGAAAUACAAAACUGCAGCCAGUUAGCUUAGCUUAGCUUAAAGACUGGAAACAGGGGGAAACAGCUAGCCUGUCUGAAGGUAACUAAAUCAGCCUACACAUAUAAAAGCUGAUUAAUUAGUGUCCUAUAUCUUCUUUGUUAUAUCUGCACAAAAACAAACAAACAAUAUUCGCAGUCAUAUCUUUUUAAUAUCAGCUGGUCGCAGCCACCUAUCACAUAUACCGGAAUCAAACAGUAAAUAACGCAGUGUAUUAUAUCAGAUUAUAGUUUUAUUAUUGAUCACAGUUUUUCUGGAGUAUCAUGGAGAUGUAUUCCAAAAUUAUAAACCAAUUACUUACAGAUUUGAGGAAGCUUUUUAUGAAUAUUCAGCUAAAAUAUUGGACCAAUAUCACAUAAACAUAGUCUGUAAAUAUUUUUGCAAAACAAUUUGUACAAGAAAUGUUAUAUUCGUAAUCCUGGAUUGGUUAUUAUGGAUUUUUUUUACCUGUUUUUUAAAUAUUUUAAAAUAAAAAUAAGCAAAAAAAAAUGGCCCCGUAAAAAAACCAAAUGUAACUGUAACGUUUCCAUUCAAUCUUCAGAAUGAUAUGAGUGUGUUUUCCAGUUAAAAUCAAUGGGAAGCUCAAAUGAUUUGUUCAUCACAGAGCUGUUUUGGGCAACAGUUUAGUUAGUAACAUCAAGAUGUUAGUAACAAAGACACGGUCACCCAUGAAGGAUAAAGCAUAACAGAAAUAAAAACUACAUUUAAAAGCAAAAUCCAAAGAAUAAAUGAUCCAUUUCGUCCACCUUGCGAAGCAUAAACUAGUCCUUCCAUCUCAUUGAUCUCUUUGAUGAUUUCAAGCCAUUUAACAUCCAGAGAAACAUUUUGAGUUUCAGUGUGUUGAUUUAUUUUCAUUCUGUUGUCAAUUUAAAAACGAGCAAAGGGGAAAAAAAUCUAAUGAAAACCUUUAAAUGUGGUGAAAAAGUGAAGUUUCAGAAAACACUGAAUUUUGAGCUGUGUGUGUGUUUGAUGUUGUGUUACUGUGUGACUGUGAUGAGUUCAGGUUCCCUCUCAGACUGCAUGUAGAUCCGACUCUGCAGGACGACCCCUGUAUGAGAAACCUCAGUUUAACCUUCAAUCGCUUCCUCUGCCGGCUGGUAAAACGUUCUCAUUAUAGUUAACUCUUGAUGUAAAAUCACUGUAGUGCUGUUCACAAAAAACCCUGUUCUUAUUAAUGUGUGUCACGUGUUUACAACAGAAAGACAUUAACAUGGUCUCAGUGCUUAAUGAGUGCUGGAAAAUAUCACAUAUUAACAACUAGAUAGCUGUGGAAGAAGAGUAGGAACAUUUAAUUUUGUUGAGUAUAUUACGUUUUGUGAUUUGCAUGUGUGUCGUAGAUGAGCUACGAGUAGAAGAUAUAGAGAUGUUUUGAUCUGUAGUUUUCUGAUCAUUCCACAUGUUGGCAGCAUGCAUCCUUUCACAUUAAAUCAAAAAACAUCUGGUUUGUUCUUUUGUAAAUUGUUUUUAAGUGUAGUUCUUAUUAAGAGUUCUGCAUGUGAGGAUUAUUAAUUAAUGUCAUGUAACUGCUGAAAUUACACCAAGAUUAAACACAAACCAUAAAAUAUUACUUCUUUUUUUAUUGUAAUGUCCUAAAUACCAGUUGUUGUUUUUUUUUCAACUGUUGACAUAACAGGUAAUUUUCUGUCAUUUUCUUCUUAUUUCAAUGUGAAGGAAAAGAAUUACAACCAUAACCGUGUUCAUAUAACUCUACACUAAACCUGAGUAUGUAUGUUUAAUGU
Morone saxatilis (striped sea-bass) is the source of this 3146-nucleotide messenger RNA. RefSeq names its product acetylserotonin O-methyltransferase 2 (gene asmt2). Gene Ontology annotation, molecular function: O-methyltransferase activity. The record is from RefSeq and is a predicted model, not a curated record. The transcript is spliced from 8 exons. Lineage: Eukaryota; Metazoa; Chordata; Actinopteri; Moronidae. Bases 1 to 1047 code for a protein of 348 amino acids.